AUGCAAUCGUCGCUACAGUCAUUACGCGAAUCGGUGCACGACAGCGAUUGCAUGCUCGAGCUCUCGGACCAGUUGCCGGACCGCUCACUUCCUUCUUCGCCCCGUCACGGCUCGACUUGUUCGGCCAGGCUCAGUGGCGCCACGAGGUCGUCACAAGAACCCGGCACUGCGACCCGUAAUCUUAUUGAGGAAUCACAAUCGCGCCGCCACGCGUCGUCACGCUCCGUCACCCGUCCCCGCUCCAACCCCUCUCGCCCGGACUCCGUCACAUCCACCCGCCCCACUACGCCUGAGCUUCGUCACCCGUCGCGUGCACCAUCGAAACAGUCAUUACAGCACGAAUGUUUUACCCCCAGCAUUUCGACUAGUGAUUCUUGGGAUGAAGAUGAAACUUCUUACAGUCAAGCUCGACAACGUCUCGAUGCAUAUUCGCAAUACUUCGACAGCCAAUACGACGGCGAGGACGACAAUCUGGCUCACGCUUGCUCCCAGCUCGGCCCAGCCUCGAGCGAAUACGCGGCUUCGCACGACGACCGUCGCGUCAAUACCGAAUCCAAACCCUUCGAUAUCCACGUCGAAUCGGAUCUGUACGCAACCUCUGCGCGAGCCCGCGACUCGGAGCUGCCGAGCGUGUGGUCGAGCCGCGAGGUGCAAGCGCUGGCUGACGAGAUGCCGCAACCCCCACAUUUGCGCAAGUGGCUGAACGACCUUGCCGCGCUCAAUGCGAGCCCACGAGAUCGAGAGGUGCCCGUGUCGUCGUCCUCAGUGUGUGACCACCCAAGCUUUCUUGAUGUGUUCUUUGGUACUGCUGCUUACGGUCUUCUGGGUCGACGCGAACAGAUCCGUGGUUAUGGCUCGCUCCUCUCGGACGCUGCAUCCCUCAUCUCGGAAGCGACAAACUCGAGAGCGGUAGACUCGCUCUUCCGAACAGCUCCAGAAGCAACGCCGCGUAGCGCCUGGUCUUUGGCGUCUUGUAGCUCCCGGGAGUUGGAGGAUGAUCCACUUUUACCCGGGGAUUAUUCGUUCGAUACCGAAGAGCCCUCGGGGUACCUCGAGAGUGUCUCUGAAGCCACGGAUGAGGCAUUAUCGAGGUAGGUCUCACGCGCUCGGUGGAGUACAUGCCAUGAUUUCUGAUAUCACUGCCUACAAUCAGCAUCAUUCAUGCUAAGCAAGUGAACGCGUCCCAAAGCGAAUCCACCCUGAGUGGGUCCUUGGUAUCCCUCCCUGCCAAGGGAAUCGGCGCGUGGCGUCUCGUCUCGCUCGCGCUCGCUGUUGGUUGGACGGCGACGAUCGCUCGGCCAUACUGGACUUCCGACCGGGCUGCUCUUCAAGAAGCCGCUCAAACUCUUUCAGCAAUCCUGCUCGAAGAGGUUGCUGUGUCCAUGAUCAGCGCGCCCGUCGAAGAAGUCGUCGUUGCAGUCCUACCAGGCGAUACCGAGUCACCUUCAACAAUGCUCUUGAUCACGCUCGUCUUCGGUGCCGUCAUCAUCCCGUUCAUGACUGCGCACCACCGGCAACAACCCAAGGGCGGAUCCAGCCCCCCCGAAAAAGGUUCUCCCGAGGCUGAAAAUGCCGACUGCAUGACCGAGGCCAUCGAGGCGUACACUCGGGGGCACUUGCAAAAGGCAAAGGUAUUGUUCGAGCGCGUGGCGACGGGCACACCGGAGCAAAAUCGUGACGCUCUCGAGUACCAAGCCCGUACCUUGUACAGGAUAGGUCGCGUACAGGAUUCGGAAAAAUGCUACAGCGAGGCGUGGGAGCUCUUCCACCGCGUCAUCGAGACGGACAAGCUGUCUGGAUGCGAAUCGAGCAGCGCGACGGCCAAAGCUAGCAUGGGUCGCACCAUGUUCCGCCAGGGCAAAAUCGACGGGGCGAGGAUCAUGCUCGAACAGGCGCUCAAACUCGACAGCAAACUUGCGUACGCGCAUGAGUACCUCGCCAAGGUCAUCGCUUCGAUGCAACUCGGUGCGAAGGGGGAACUGACGGUCCUUGGUCACCUCAAAGAAGCGCUUCGGAUCGAUCCGGACCGAUACACCGCGCGCGCUUUCCUCGGCGAAUGGCUCCACCUCAACUGCAAGGGUCUGACGGGCAAAAAGACGUCGACACGUCUGCGACUAGCCGAAGAAGCACUCGAGCACGUCGUCACGACUCGUCCAGACCAUGUGUCUGCGUAUGCUCGACUUGCGCUGCUGGCCCGAACCCGGGGCGACCGCGAGGUCGAGCUCGCUCACUGGAAGCGAGUGCUUUCCAUUCGCGAAGAGGGGUUCUACGAUUUUGACCUUUCGAACGAAACGAACGACCACGCGCGCGGCGAUACGCUCAUCGUUUCGAUCUGCCUGGGGCUCGAUGUGGCUCGUGAAACCGAACGGCUUGAAAGGAUCCGACUCCUAAGCGACGCACUCUCCAAGCCGUCGAGGGCUAAUGCUCUUCUCAGGCUCCUCCAAUCAAUCGCAAUUAUCCACACGAGUCGAGACCUGUCCCCGAAAACCGUCAAGAUCGUCUUUGGUGCCGAGAACGGCAAAGUCGCGGCUUCCGACUCGGAGGACAGCAAAACGAUCAAGGGCUCUGAGAGCCCCGUCGCGGCCAACACCCGCAGUCGCAGUCGCAAGAGCUCUGCCAGUGCCGCCAUGGCGGUCAAAGAGCCCCUUCAAACACUCGCAACGGCUAAGCAAAUCUUGGAGAAUGAAGAGGCAUCGCUUCGAGGCCAGAUCAGGCAAGGAACACCCAGGGACAAGGUCGAAUUACACGGCUUGUUGGCGCUGGCACUUUACGGGCUCGGCAAGUCCGCCGAGGCCAAGGAGCACGUCAAGUGCUACCACUACUGGUCGCAGCUUAAAGCAAUCGCGACCGACGAGACCGCGGCGACCCCGUCCGACCUAAAUGCAACGCAGCGUGAGAUGGCGUUGCGGUGUGAAAUGAUUGGACGCGCUUUGCUCGAGAUGGCGGUGAUGACUUAG
Microbotryum saponariae is the source of this 2957-nucleotide messenger RNA. NCBI's taxonomy places the organism in Eukaryota, Fungi, Basidiomycota, Microbotryomycetes, Microbotryales, Microbotryaceae. The record is from the annotation of a GenBank genome assembly.